Messenger RNA from Rhea pennata, 8811 nucleotides. RefSeq names its product protein phosphatase 1 regulatory subunit 3G (gene PPP1R3G). The record is from RefSeq and is a predicted model, not a curated record. Gene Ontology annotation, biological process: regulation of glycogen biosynthetic process. Gene Ontology annotation, cellular component: protein phosphatase type 1 complex. NCBI's taxonomy places the organism in Eukaryota, Metazoa, Chordata, Aves, Rheiformes, Rheidae. The transcript has a single exon. Gene Ontology annotation, molecular function: protein phosphatase 1 binding; glycogen binding. The coding region runs from base 55 to 978 and encodes 307 amino acids.
GGGCCAGGACGGGCUCGGCGGGGCGAGGGCAGCCCCUCGGCGGCGGCCGCCGCCAUGGCGAGCCCGGCGCGCCUGCGGCAGGACGUAGCGGCCCCUUCGGACGAGCGGCGGCCCCGAGGGACGGCGCCGUCGCUGCCCCGCGACGCCUGGAGCAUCGGCGCGGCGGAGCGGCGCGGCGCCUCCCCGCCGCGGGCAGAGGGGCUGCUGCUGCUGGAGCUCCGCCGCUGCGGACAGUCGCUGUCCUCCGGCCCCAAGUUGCAGCAGGAGGAGGAGGAACAGGAGGAGGAGGAGACGGCGGCGGGCGAGGACUGUUGCACCAAGUGCAAGAAGCGGGUGCAGUUCGCGGACUCGCUGGGGCUGAACCUUGCCAGCGUGAAGCACUUCAGCGCCGCCGAGGAGCCGCAGGUGCCGCCCUCCGUGCUGUCCCGCUUGCAGAGCCUGCCCUUGGAGGAGCAGGACUUGCGGGAGCUCAGCGCCGCCCUGGGGCUGCCGUGCGGGGCGUGCCAGCCGCCCGCCCUGCGGCUGGUACCCGACUUCCCCGCCGGCGAGGCGCCGAGCGCCGAGCGGCUGCAGCGGCAGCGCGUCUGCCUGGAGCAGCUGCUCCAGGUCGCGGCGCCCACCGACGUGCGGGGCACGGUGCAGGUGCUGCCCUGCCCCGGCCCCAAGGAAGUGACGGUGCGCUACACCUUCAACGAGUGGCUCUCCUUCAUGGACGCCCCCGCCGUGCCCCUGCACCCUGCCGCGGCGGGCACCGACCCGCUGGCCGAGCGCUACAGCUUCGCGCUGAGCGUCCCGCCGAGCGUGCAGGAGGGCUCGGCGCUGCACUUCGCCAUUUGCUACCGCAGCCAGCAGGGCGAGUACUGGGACAACAACGGGGGCCGCAACUACACGCUGCGGUGCUGCAGCUCCGCCGGGGGAUGCCCGGCACCGCCCGGCACGGACGGCGGCCCCGGGACGGCCACCGCUCCCCUCUAUUGAGACCAGCCGAGGGAAGGAGCCGUGAUAAGCCAGCAGUACCCCGCCUCGACGGCUGACGUGCCCGGGGAGCGGGCAGCUGCCGCCCCCGCGCUCCGCACAGCCCCGCAGGGAGCCUGGCCGGUGGCAGGGGAGCGCUGCCCGGCCGGGGUCUGCUAGCGCCGCGCCGGAGGAGGCGCCCGGAGGCAGACACCAGCCCCGCUCGGAGUGGCACGCCGGUCUCUCACGGCGGGGAGACCUUGCUCUCCGAUGCCAGCGCUGCCUUUGGAAUACAGCUUGAGCUAUUGGCCUUAAAAGAAAAGAAAAAAAAAAAACAAGAAGAAAAAGAAAAACCCUGCACCCCGGGCCGUCGCGCAGGGCCUCUCGGCGUGGGGCUUUGCGACGGGCGCGCGCGGAGCCGUUGGCGGCCGUUGGCUCGCGGCGCGCGAAGGCUAACGGACGCGGCAGGGGGAGGGGCGGCGGGCCCGCCCGCGGGGCCCCGCGCCUUCCCUCCGGCCACCGCCAGGCAGGAGUGGGGGUAAAAAGGGUGAAAAGGGGUUGUCUUCCCCAGCGGGAAGACGGUGCCUGGGGCUGAACUUUCCUGCAGCGAAAGCGAAAGUAGAACUUCUUGAAGGCAGUCUGGUGAGGGCGAUACGCCAAACGCUGAAGUUUCUGCCACUGAUGAUAGCCGAGUUUCUCCUCUUCAUUUUCAUCCUCUUUCUCCCCCCCUCUUUUUUUUUUUAAUUGGGCACUUUGGUUUGGCCAGCGCAACAGGGGUGUGUAUUGGCUCGUAUUGCUGUGGCUUGCGAAAUUGUUUUCCUUUUUUGGAGAGAACAAGGAGACUUAGUAGUGGUUUUGUUUUUUUUUUUUUGUUGUUUUUUUUUCCUCGUGAAGUGAAUUUUUAAGGUCUUGAGUUAUGUUUAACUUCACUUACCUGGUUAGUUAGUGAGAUGCACAAGGCACUUGAGGUUAAACUGAACGUAGUGUUCGUUACAGAUUUGAUCUAGGAUUUUCCUGUUUUCACAUCUGUUUCAGAGACGGUAAUAUGACAGAAAUGUAUCUUUUUUAAAUUUAACGCAAUUUGUAACAGUAUGAUUCACUAUUCUGAGCAUUUUCUUUUUCACUUCAGCAUCCCUGCCCCGUCUUUGCUCUGCUUGUGAUGGCUCCAAACAAGUGUGUGUGGUGUGCGUGUGCGGUGUGUGUGUGUAUUUGUCAUUUAGUGCUCUUUGAUGCUGUUCCCAUCUUACACAGGGGAGCCACAGGACCACGGAUGUCUGGCUAAUCGCAGCUAACUGUGAUCUCUGCCAGCCUUGCCCAACAUGCACGUGUGAGGGAAAAUGUAACAUGCACAUACUGAAUAUCUAAUGAUUUAAACUUUGUAGUUCUAUUCACCUCUAAUUUUCGUGAGGAAUAUUUUUUGCAAAAAAUUAACUGUUCGCUUCUUUUUGACAAGCCUAAAUCUGUGGCAAAAGAGUUAAUAUAUUUGCUGAAGCUGAGUUUAUUAGCUUUGGUAACAGCUUUCAGUAAACUACUGUAAAGUAAGUGGUGGCGUCUGUAUCACAUAGUCAAUAGCCAGCAUAAUCAUGCCCACACAUAUCUAUUUUUGUAUUACUUGGGAAGAGGUGACUGAGUGGGAUGACCUCCUUACUGAGGAAUGACAACGUGAUACAUAGAGGGUAUCCUCACUAAUGAAUGAAAACAAAUGUUUUAGUUCAACUCUCCUUAUGUUACAUUUUGUACCACAAGUCUCAAGAAUUUAUAAUUUAACUUAUUUGGAAAGUUCUGUUACAAGUUUAUUUUGCUACACCUUUUGUAACACAUACUCUUAAGAAUGUAAUGCCUGAGCCUGUGGCAUUACAUGUUUUAGUGGCAAGAGGAAGGUAACUUUUUCAGGUAACUGUGGUACCUUCAGAAAGGUAACUGUGUUAUUGGGAGUGUUUGUAUACACGCAGUUGGACACACAACUGAUUAUUUACAGUCCUCCCAUCUGUUCUUGUAUUACACACCAAAAGGUUAAAUACUAAGAGUCCCAAGUCCAAAAACCAAUUGAAAAGUACCAAUAAAAAUGGGUUUGUAAGAAUAGAAGGUUAGAGCUUUAAAAAGCACACUGAUACAAAUCUUCUGUAUCUUCUGUAUAGCAAAAUGCAACUGGAUACUUUCUGAUUUCACAGCCUGGUUGUAUCCCUGCUCUAACAUGCUGAAGUGCAACUCUUGAUAGGUGGAGUGCAGAAGGAAGGCAAACUUAGUGUAUCUCACUACAGUGGUGAAUGUUGUCCCUAAGCAGCAUUUCGGGCUGCUUGUGGUCGUGUCAGAGUCACAAAGCAAAUUGUGCCAGAAGUAUGUUAUGGCCCAGUAUGCUCUUGUAGUAGACAUCUUGUGCAGAUAGCUUUGAUGUGUAAGGAGCCUUAUUAGCACAUGUGGACAGUAAGUUGGAUUCAGUAGACUUGUGGUGGUUUUUCUACAGCUUGAAUCUGCUUGCAUUAUUCUGAUACAAUAUCUCAAAAUUCAGGUCAGCCUUCUGGGUGGAAAAAACAAACAGAUAAUGAGACAUUAUAAUGCAGCAAAAAUUUUGACCUUUGGAUGCAUGUUCUUUGGAAUGACCUUGAAAGAUUAUCGUCCUUCUAAAAAGAGCAUACUGUGUGUUUUCUGAGAUCUUCAUUUUCCCUAAAAAUUCAAACAUUUUAAAGCCCGUUAUGAGCACCUUAGAAUAAUUUGCAUCUCUAUGAAGUUUCCCUUACUUGAAAAUAAGUCUUUAGAUAACCUGCCCUGUCAGAGAGCUGGCACAAAAUCAGAGACAGAAGCAGGCAAUAUAGGAGAAGCAGAGAGAUCUUCCAGUUGGAGUUCCUGCAGUAUUACUCACACGUGCACUGCUUCAGGAACACAAACUGUUCUCCCUCUCCUCCUCCCUCCUGUUGUAAACCCUCCCCCCCCCCCACACACACAUACACAUACAACCCAUAGAUUAUAGCAUGAAGGUAUGGCCAAAAUCUAAAGAUGGCAAAGAGGUCUUUAAUUCCUUCAGAAGCCAUCUUAGUUCAAAUGGUACCUAUCCUGUGCUCAGAUUAAUUGCUUUCAAAAUGCAUGAAUAAGAGCUCUAUGCAUGUAAACAGAAUAACAUUUGCUGUUGCUUUCCAAGUUACAUGUAAAGUCUCCAGAAGCAUGUAAGUUUUGAGGGACAAUAGAGGAAUCUACUACUUCCACACACAAGUUUGUUUUAAAACUGUCAUGUAUUACAUGAUAAUCUGGUAAUACUACAGGAUAUUGCAUAGAAUAAUCUGGUAUGAGCUCACAUUUUCUUCAGACAGAUAUUGCUGUGAAAUGGUAUGCUUUUACAGCUGAUAAGUGAUGCUAAAGGCAUGAAGAGUCUUAAUUUACUAUGUAGUAUUUUGUACUACUGCAGCCCAUUCAUUACUCUGCUUUGUUUAUUAGUGCUGCAAAAAAGAAGGAAAUUUAACAAAAAUGUGGGGGAGGGGAAGGAUCUCACCUUAAACAGCAUUUAAAGUACCAGUCAUAUUCUGAUGCCUAUGUAUGGGACAGGGAGGGCUGCAGAAUGAGUACAUCAGAGAAUCAUGGCUAGCCAAGCUAAUUUAUAGAGAGCUAGAAACAUCCUUUGGUAAUUGGUAAACAAUGGGCCAUGAAUGUAAAAUAUCCCUAUCCAGAAAAUGUAACAUUUGUGUGAUUUCUUCAGCCCUGUGAACUGAAAUGCAGAAGACAAGAAGCAUUUGCAGAAACUAAACAGCAAAACCUUUCCUAAUAGUUAAAAAAAUUGGUGUGAUCUGAAACCCUGUAAAUUGUUAUAAUCAGAGCACAAUGUUUUUGUUGUGCAAAAUGCUUUUUUAUUACUAAGAAUUACUUUUUGUUAAAGAAAUAAGAUUUCUCAUAUAAGAAUCAAGCAUACUCACUUUUUAAUAGUGAUUGUUGUAUUUGCAGAUUCUUAUAUAAAGAAUACAUUUCCCAAGCCAUUUUCAAAGACUACCUACAUACAAUUCUCUUUAUUCUUAUAGAUGAGGUAAGGGGAGCCUUAUGAAAGAUUACAUAGGACAUUAGUGUCAAAAUGAGUGUUGGAACAUGUUGUACUGAAUGCUAGCAACUCAGCAUAAACGGAGCAUGGGACUGCUGUUCUUGGUAUUAGGUUUAGAUUGAGAGGAUAUAACUUUAUUUUCAAAGAAAUAUAUUAAAAACAAAAUAUUUAUAAAUCCAUAAAAUCAGAAGACCCAAAAGAGUAAAAUCGUAACUAUAAUACUCUUUUUAUUUGAUUGCAUUAUUGUUAAUUUAAUAUUUCAUAAAGAUUCAAGGCAUGUCUUUUGGCAUAUGUGCUCACAACCUCCCAUCCUUCUAGCUCCCAAACUUAAUAAGAAAUGAUAAGACUUGUUAGCACUUUUAAAAAAACUCCAGCUCUGCGAAUUAUCAGUUUAUAGAGAUUUCUCAUAUUCCUCUGGAUUAAAGUUUCUAAGGACUUAAGAGAGAAAAAGCAACCAGGGAUUUUAUAAGUCCCUAUAAAAAAAACAACAACAAAAAAAUAUAUUUGAAUCUCUGUAUUUGGUAACUGUGAAAGAGAUCAAAAUUAAAUUUUGCUUAAGCAACUUCUUGCAGCUUAAUUUUUUCAGUUGAUCAAAAGAAUGUGAUUUCAGAAAAGGAUUGUGGACUUAAAUUUAGUUUGUCAUCAAGAACUACAAACUUGCAUGCAAACUACUCCUGCUUUAUUUAAAGCCUAGGCUUUCAGUCAGAACUUGAAAAGGCUGGCUUCUACUCCCAUUGACAUCUUUGGGAUCUGGAUCCAGCCCAAAGUAUUGCAUGAAGGCAGGGGAAAUGAUCUAGGUUUAAUUGUCUGUUUUGUUCAGAGGCUUUUAUUGCCAGGUUAUGGUAACAUGGCACUAUGAUGCAUGUUCAUCUGUCACGUUUUAAAAUCUGCUGUCUAUGCUUGGUACUAAUUAAAUCUUUUUUUAUUUUUUUGAGAAAGAGAGAGAGGGAGAGAGAAAGAGAGAGGGAAAGAGAGAGAGAGUGAACAUUACUUGCCUUGGAUUAGCAUAUUUCCAAAGACUGGUAUAAAUAUUUAUGCAGUGCACUGCUUCAAUAGGAAGCCUGUACAUUCUUACAGGUCUCCAUAGUUCUCUUACUCUGAACAUCCCAUCCCCUCUGUAAAGCUUCAGUAUUUAAAAGGCUCAACAGUUAAAAAAGGUAAGUAGCUUAGAAAAAAAGCAUCUCUUAUAACAUAUUGAUGGCAUUUAAUUCUCCAUGUAAAUGGCAGAAUUCUUUGAAAAUGCAUGUGUGUGUGAAACAGGUUUGACAGUCCCUAUUUUUUUUCUUCUUAUAACAGUAGAAAACAGUGUUGCAAGAAUAUUGGUUUAUCUUUUUUUUUUUCUUCCACCAAGGGCUCAUGCACUGUUCUUUACAUUCUAAAAUACUGAAAAAAGUAAGAAUGUAAACUUAGUAAAAGGACUCCACAUCUUCAUCCUUUUUUGUAAAGGGCAUGAAGCAAAACAUUCUUAAGUAUAUGACAUAAUUUUGCUGGUGUUAAGAACCAGUGGAAAAAGCAAACAUUAUACUGUUGACUUAAAUAAUACCAGGAUUUCACUGUAGAUCCUUAUAGAAAGCACAGGAAAACAUUUAGGGCACAGUUAUGAAUAUGUGGUCCUUCCUGGCUAUCUAGAGGUGCCUUUACAUUGUUUUACAGGAAGUAAAUUAAGGAGCUGGCAGAGUUUUUUCAUAAAAUUAUUCUUUCCUGUUGAUGCUAGAAGGUAAAAGUAAUGCUUUUAAUGCUUGGUAACUUGGGAAAGUUCUAUGCAGAAAUACUUUUUCAGAAAUGUAAGUAGUGAAAUCCUUCCUGGCCUAUUUCAAUAUUCUAUGUAAAAUGGUCACACGCUACUCUCCUGAGUUGCAUUACUUCCAGACAGCUGUUUUCUCUGAUACAUCGAUGCCUUUUGAAAUUUGAUUGUAGUCAAAUCUAGUCAGCAGUCAUAACACAACAGAAGUGCCUAUCCUUUAAACAGUUACUCAUGUUAAGUGAAUUGUUUUUUUUCUUUCAGAGAGCUUUUCCAAGUUUAUACUGUAAGACUCAUGACGAACUUUGAUUUAUGUAAACAGUCAAAUAUGGGUGCAUAUUGCUGAAGUAAAUACUUUGCUAAAAUUCUAAGAUCAGAGAUAGGCAUUUUUAAUACAAUAUUUCAAAGCAGGCAUGUUUUCAUAAGACUUAUUACAGUCUUAGUAAAGAAAGAUAUUUAUUGAGCUCCCUUCUAUUAUAAAAAGCUAUACCCUUUAUAAUAGUGGAUAUUGUACAUAAAUGAUGGGAUCAUUCUUUUGCAUUUUACCUACUCCUGUUGUUUACACUGCUUUGAGAAAAAUCACAUGUUGUUACUGACAGAGUGCCAAGAGAGAGACUUAAUGUACAUUGCAAUUUAAACUGAACUGAUGAGGCACAGUAAGAACACAGGAACUAUUAAGUUAGAUCAAAGUGCCAUCUCUCCAGUAUGCUGUCUCCAUCAGAGAUGAUAAGCAGACACCUAGCAAAGAGUAAGAAUAGGACAUAUGAAUACGAACAUGAUACUAAUGUUGUCACAGCCUACAGCUAUUUAUGUUCUGGACUUCCUGAGGUGGAUAUGGUGGAAGUAUUUUCCUUCCAUAGUCUGGACGAUUUCAUUUAUAAAGUAUUUGAUAAACUAUGCUUUUUAUACAGAACUAGGUAUAAUAAAAAUACAUAGACGAGGCAAGGAAGAAAUAAAUUUCCUAGGUAUCUUCAGUCAAAUACAAUAGAUCUGCAUAUGAAUCACUAACAUUAAUGGAGGGUGCACUUAUAUUUGUGUUGGUGAAGAAAGGAAACGUGUUGAUUUGCUGAAGACAGUAUUGGAAUGGAUAUCUAAAAUGCACUGAUUAUGUGGGGUUUGAGUAUUGAUCAGUCUAAUGCCACUGUUAGCUUUGCACUUUUGUUUUCUGAGUAGACAGACAACAGGCUUUUGGUCCUUAACAGCUGAAGUUUUGAUAAGUUAAUAAGUUUAAUAAGUAAUAUACAAGUAGUGGUGGUAAACUGGUAGUUAAUUUGGAGUAAGAAUUUAAUCCUCAACUAAGAAAGUGAGCUGUCUUAAGCUACUCUGCUCUACAGACUGGGGUGAGAGGGAAGUUAGUUACGGAUCCUGAAUUCAUUUUAUAUUUUUCUUGAUGGGUCUUCUCAGAAGCAUAUAUCCUGAAAGCUACUAAUGCUCCUUUGCAGGUAUAAACUGCUAAGGGAAUCUGAGUAGUAAACAUGAGACAGAAAGUACAGGCAGAUGGCACUAAUAUGAGUGCAGCAGUACUGUAAGAACUUAACAGCUGUAUUUUUGGGCAUUACUGGAGAAGUAAUGUCCGUCAUACUUUUUAGGGGAUUAAACAAAACCAGUUCACAUUCAUAUUAUUAAACACCUACAUUACAGCAUAUAACAUCUACAGUUGUGUUCUUGGUGGAAACUAAGCUAUAGAGAACUAGACAGAAAAGGGACUGGUAUUUUAGAAGAAAUGGUUAUGUAUUUAAAAAGGGACUCUGUUUGAAAACAAAUCCUAAAUUUUUGUUUUAAAUACAGUAAAAACUUCAAACAGUAAAAAUGUUACCAAUAAAGUUUUUCCUCUUUAUAAAUUAGGGUUAAUGGUACUUAUUCGGAUGUUUACUUUGUUUCCUAGCAUACAUUCUCAGAUCCUGAAUUGGUAUGCAGUGCUUGUUCCAGUAAUUAAGCCGUUUAAACAAGGAAUUUGUAUGUACUGUUCUAUGAAGACUGAGUUCCUUAGACUGUAAAACUGGCAGGCCUUCCAUGACUAUGUUCUCUAGAAAUGUAAAAUGUUAUUACAUUUCCUUGAUUCCACUGAAAAUAGUAAUUAAUUUCUACUAAAUAA